AAGGGCGUGUACAUCAAACAUUCAAAUUAUCCACUUCCAUUCAUCACAAUAUAAAAGCAACAGAACUUUAAUUACAUCAAGUUUAUCAGCAACACAGAGCACGAGUGUGAAUCAAGCGAUAACCGUCUUUGAUCUCACGAGGCGCAUCUCAAACAAGCCUAGGUCAACAAGAUGACAUCCGCUAGCUAGGCAACCAAUGGAAACGCCUUCUGCCAGUGUCAGCAUUUGGCGACAUGCAGCGAUAAAGUGGUCGAUUGUGAUGUGACCGGCGGUUUCAGAAAGUGGUUGACAAACGACCAAGGAACAUGGUUAAUGCUUUUAUUUUGUUCUUUGUGUGCUUGUGGCGUCUGGUUGAUGUGACGGGUGGAGUAAAGUCAGUUUCAGUGAUGGAGGGAGAUUCUGUCACUCUAAACAUUGAUGUUACAGAAUCACAGAAAUAUUUGUUGAUACAUUGGGCGUUCGGAAGCACUCGAAUAGCUGAAAUCAACAGACUCACGCAAACCAACUCGACGUAUGAAGGUCCUGAUGAGACAUUCAGAAACAGACUGAAACUGGAUCUAACCGGAUCUCUGACCAUCACAAACACCAGAACCACAGACUCUGGACUUUAUAGAGUAACAAUUAUCAGCAAAGAGACCAGCUACAUGAGUUUCAAUGUUAAAGUCUGUGAGACUCCACAAAGUACUUCAUCACCAGAAAGAUCAUCAAGCUCCAACUUUUUGGUGAACAAUUCAACCAUCAUCCAGACUGAGGAUGCCAACAUUACUGAACUCCAUCAGCCAAGUUCAGACCACAUCCACUGUUGUGGUCUUGAGGCUGUGAUCCGAUUGGUCGCCUCUGCUCUGGUGGGCGUGGCUGCUGUUGCUUUUUUGGUAUAUGACAUCAGAUCUACAAGAAGUGAGCUGAACAGGAUGAAAGAGACUAGACAUCACCGUCAGACCCAUCGAGUAAAAUCCGAGCAGUAUGAAAUGAGCAGAAGGUUUAGUUCCAGAUAUGUUUGCUGAAGUUUGCUGUAAUAAUCAUGAAAAUAAAACUGUCCAGAUUUCCUGUACUUACACAGCUAUUUAUUAACAGAUUAUUUUUCUUCCCUUUUUUUCAUUGUAUUUGCACAGAAUAUAAUUUGUUAUAUUAAAUUAAAUGGGUCCAAACAUAAUUACCCUAAACAAAAUAAUAAUUAGCAUCACAUAUGACACCAUAGAAUUAUCUCAUAAGCUAUUUUGUCUGUUAAAACCCUUGAAAUGACUUUUGGUGGAUGUUUGUGCAUGGUAACUUUUAAUAAAGAUUUAGUUUUACAACAA
This is a messenger RNA of Megalobrama amblycephala (Wuchang bream), 1298 nucleotides long. RefSeq lists its product as uncharacterized. The transcript has 5 exons. The record is from RefSeq and is a predicted model, not a curated record. NCBI's taxonomy places the organism in Eukaryota, Metazoa, Chordata, Actinopteri, Cypriniformes, Xenocyprididae. Bases 306 to 1004 code for a protein of 232 amino acids.